Molecule: messenger RNA, 873 nt
Organism: Arabidopsis arenosa
Lineage: Eukaryota; Viridiplantae; Streptophyta; Magnoliopsida; Brassicales; Brassicaceae
Source: the annotation of a GenBank genome assembly
AUAUCCAUUCAUUCCAAUUCUCCACAAAAUCACUAUCAUGGCUGCUGAACAACCUCUCAAUGGCGCCUUCUACGGUCCAUCAGUCCCACCACCAGCUCCCAAAGGCUACUACCGACGUGGGCACGGUCGCGGCUGUGGCUGCUGCCUCCUCAGCUUAUUCGUCAAAGUCAUCAUAUCCCUUAUUGUCAUCCUCGGGGUAGCCGCUCUCAUCUUCUGGCUCAUCGUCCGUCCUCGUGCCAUCAAGUUCCACGUGACCGAUGCGUCCCUUACCCGCUUUGACCACACUUCCCCCGACAACAUUUUAAGGUAUAACCUAGCCCUCACUGUCCCUGUACGUAACCCUAACAAGAGGAUCGGAGUCUACUACGACAGAAUCGAAGCUCAUGCUUACUACGAGGGAAAGAGGUUUAGUUCCAUCUCGUUAACUCCUUUCUAUCAAGGACACAAAAACACAACCGUUCUCACACCAACGUUCCAAGGCCAAAACCUUGUUAUCUUUAACGCCGGACAGUCUCGGACUUUGAACGCGGAGAGGAUCUCCGGUGUGUACAAUAUAGAGAUCAAGUUCAGGCUUAGGGUUAGGUUUAAGCUUGGGGACUUGAAGUUUAGGAGAAUUAAGCCUAAGGUUAAUUGCGAUGAUCUAAGGCUUCCUUUAAGUACCUCCAACGGAACUACAACCACUUCUACCGUUUUCCCUAUCAAGUGUGACUUCGAUUUUUGAGUCUUAGAAUUUUAUCCUCUCCCAUUCCAUCAUAUAUUGGUUCGUUCAUUUUUAUUUUAUUUUCUAAUUGCGGCACUAUACGACUUAUUUUCUAUGUAGCCUAUUGUAUACAUUUAUUUGUCCACAUAUAUAAAUAAAACAGUCUUUUAUGU